AAGUUUCCCACUACGAGUCCGCAAGCCCUUCCUUCUCCAGAAUUAUCCAAACAAUUUGAUCACCCAAAAGCUUGUCCCUUGCUCUGUCAACAGCAAAACUCCGCCGAUAUCUUCAAAAUCCCGAUGGCCACAAUCAGUCUCCGGAAGGGCAACACUCGUCUUCCACCGGAGGUGAAUCGCGUCCUCUACGUCCGAAACCUUCCCUUCAAUAUCUCGAGCGAGGAGAUGUACGAUAUUUUCGGAAAGUACGGGGCGAUUCGCCAAAUACGGAUCGGCACAAACAAGGACACGCGAGGAACGGCCUUUGUAGUUUACGAGGAUAUCUACGACGCCAAAACGGCGGUGGAUCACUUGUCGGGUUUCAACGUGGCGAAUAGGUAUUUGAUUGUUUUGUACUAUCAGCAGGCCAAGAUGAGCAAGAAGUUUGAUCAGAAGAAGAAGGAGGAGGAGAUUGCUAAGAUGCAGGAGAAAUAUGGGGUUUCUACAAAAGAUAAGUAAAACCUUUUCCAUUUCGAACAAAAACAAACAAAAAGAACUGCUGUAUUUGGGAAUUUUAGGGUUUUCCUUGUUUCUUGGUUUAUGCAUCACAUAUUUUGUUAUCGAUGUUUUGCUUUAAUAUGGAUGUUAUGGUAGCAUUGUAGCUUUUGGGUCUGUGGACUUCUGUUUCUUGUGAACUUGUACACUGUGAAGGAUGAAUUAUUGGUAAGAAAAGAAUUCAUU
Molecule: messenger RNA, 720 nt
Organism: Manihot esculenta (cassava)
Lineage: Eukaryota; Viridiplantae; Streptophyta; Magnoliopsida; Malpighiales; Euphorbiaceae
Product: splicing factor 3B subunit 6-like protein
Exons: 1
Coding region: 124-498 (124 amino acids)
Biological process (GO): mRNA splicing, via spliceosome
Cellular component (GO): precatalytic spliceosome; catalytic step 2 spliceosome; U2 snRNP
Molecular function (GO): RNA binding
Source: RefSeq, a predicted model, not a curated record